This is a messenger RNA of Penicillium malachiteum, 2781 nucleotides long. Its product is annotated as DENN (AEX-3) domain protein. The record is from RefSeq and is a predicted model, not a curated record. Bases 1 to 2781 code for a protein of 926 amino acids. Gene Ontology annotation, biological process: regulation of Rab protein signal transduction. The transcript has 2 exons. Lineage: Eukaryota; Fungi; Ascomycota; Eurotiomycetes; Eurotiales; Aspergillaceae. Gene Ontology annotation, cellular component: cytoplasmic vesicle.
AUGGGACCAUCUCUGAGAGAUCAUGGUUCCUUCGUGCGGCCAUCCACUCGGGACCGCCCAUCAACUCGCGGCGAGGGGGAAAAUUCGCUGGUCGUCCCCAGUCGCACAUCGUCAUUGCACUCUCGUAUCACCCAACCGAUUCCUUCUACUCUGAACAUCAAACCCGUCCAGAGAACUCCGAAAACCCUGACCCAUGCCUACAUGGUAUGUGGUGUGGGCCGUGAACCCUCCCAAUGGGUUAAGGCUCCUGCUCCAGAACAGGGAAAGAUUGGACACAUGAAAGGAGCAGUUGGUCAAUUCUGGCUUCCAGAGAUUCUGGGUAGUAGUCCCAGGUUAGAGCAGGACAAUGAGAUUGCCCGGGCCCUGCAUGCUGCUAUGCGGGCUUGUUUCCCCCAUGAUGUCGAGAUUUGCACAGGCAAGAGCCAGCCUCACUGUGCCCAUCACGCCUUCGUCUUACAGCAGGACUCUUCCCACACUCUGUACGGUAUCGCGCUGCGCGUCUGGUCCCGUGCUGAUGAGAAGCGUGCCGAGACCAUCCGUGAACUGCGCAAGAAGACCGAGCCCGACUUUUAUGACAACCCCGAUGAGACAUACUGGAUUCCUUACUGCUUGAGUUUCUUGUCCAGAUACCCAUUGUACGACUUGCUGGGCGAUUAUCUCCGUGGAAUGUGGAUUCAUUGGAACAAGGCUACCAACUUGUUCCACGCUGAAGAGGUCUCUCGUAUUCUGAGCUUCCCGGCUCCUCGCCUGAAUGACUUGGUUCGCAUCGACAUGAAGGAUUACGCUCUAUGCUACCAGUUCCCAUCUUCUCCAACUGGAUUCCAGAACUUCUCCAUGUGGCCCCUUUUCAACUGUCUUUCUAUCCCGAAUAUCGUCGGUGUGAUCGAGGCUGCUGUUUCGCCUACUCGCCGUAUCAUCUUUGUGUCUCACUACCCAGCGAUGCUGACCGUGGCUGCGGAGACAAUCCGUUACUGUGUUCGUGUCUACGAGUGGAGUGGUCUUUACGUUCCUGUGGUUCACGCCCGUCACGUUAAGGAGCUUGUUCAGGAACCUGGUCCUUACAUUCUGGGUAUCACUGCCGAGUGCCGAACUCUGUUUAACGCUCCCUCUGAUGCUCUUGUUGUGGACCUGGAUCGUAACUUUGUUUUGACUUCCAGCCCGCCCAACGUUCUGAACCAGGGCCAGCGCACCAAGUUCAUUAACCGAUUGACCCAGUCUCUCAAUGGCGAUGUCUCCCCCUCGGGUGUCCCAACUCACCUGCGCUCUGCCUACGCUGGUGGCAAGCUGAUCCCCGCUGGUCAGAUCAUUGUCAUGCGCGGCGAGGUUGAGAGUGUCCAGGACCCCAACUGGUGGAACCAGGAUGCUGUGAUGGGUGUGAUGGAUCACGUCUGUGAGAAGCUCGGUCGCAACACCGGAAUGAAGGCUAUCUUCGGUGGCUCUGUCAAGAAGCCUCUGAUGACCAAGGUUUCUAUGCGUCACCUCAACGAGAUUGUUCGCGAACGCAACCAGUACUCUCGCGAUGCUAUGGAGGCCUGGCAAGACUUUAUCAACCUCAAGGGACGUAUGGACACAGAGCUCAGCAAGGUUACCAAGCGCAACAACUUCCUUGUCGAGGAGCUCGAGACCUGGAAGCAGCAGUUCCUCAAGUUCCAGGCCUUUGCUGAGCAGCUCACCAAGGAAACCUCUGAACUCAAGGUCAAGAUUGAGAACCACAAGCGUGAGAACCGUCGUCUCACUGGUCUCAUUGACCAGCAGAAGGAUGAUGUCGCUCGUCUCACUCUGCGCCUGUCUGGUACUGAGAAGCAGCGUGAUGAUGCCCUUGAGGCUCUGGUCCUUCAACAGGAGAUUGCUGAGGAGCUGGAGCGUGAGCGCAAGCGCAACCAGAAGGAGAUUUCCGCUCUGUCGCACACUAACUCCACCCUUGGCCGUCAGCGUGAUGAGGCUCAGCGCGUGGUUCUGCACCUGCGGAGCCUCAUCAACGGCCAGAGCCACCACAUGGAGCACAUCGUUCGCUCAAUUGGUAGCGCUUCUGAAAUUACUGAGAUGGUCGAGCAGGGUUACGAAGACGCGGCCGAAGAUUCCUCCGACAACAGGAGCGUGAAGAGUGCGGAGGUUACUGUGAAGGAGAAGUCGUCUAUCAAGGAGAUCAGUCAAAAACCAUCGGUAAAUCAUAUGAGCCCCGAGCUAGAGCAGCAUUUGCUGAACCUCGGCAAGGAUCACAAGACCCUUGCUCGUCUGAGCAUCACAGAUGUCGCGGACCGUUACCUUCGUGACAAGACAGAUGCUAUCGCCGACAUCAUCCGUAGCAUCAGCGACCAGUGCGCCGCCGCCGUCGAAGGUCUUCACCUCGCCCAGGACGCCGAGGACGACGAGGCCGAAUCCUCUCACAAGAUUCACCACCACCACAACCAGCGACACAGUGCACAGCACCUGGGUUCUGAAUACGACGAGGGCCGCACCACCCGUGCUACCAGCGAAAUCAGCGACGUCGACAACAACUCCUUGCACCCAGAUAACCGUCACUCCAGCAUCCCCCCCACCCCUGAUCUGGUCCACAACCGUUCCAGCACCUCAAUGUCCAUGGUCAGCAGCUCCACUUUCCCCGAGCGAUCCAGCCAACAAUAUGGUCCUGGUGAUAUCCCAACCCGGAUUGUGGAGGAUGACGAUGAGCACGGCCACGAGACCGAUGGUAUGGAUGACCAGCAGACUGAAACUGGUACUCUGUCCAAGCAGGCCAGUGAAGACCUCAUGCGGCCCCAGACAGCCCGUGUGAUCUCGUAG